Messenger RNA from Scatophagus argus, 1558 nucleotides. It is a transcript of the gene il1fma, whose product is annotated as interleukin-1 family member A. Gene Ontology annotation, biological process: inflammatory response; positive regulation of gene expression; regulation of non-canonical NF-kappaB signal transduction. Bases 124 to 1173 code for a protein of 349 amino acids. Lineage: Eukaryota; Metazoa; Chordata; Actinopteri; Scatophagidae. The transcript is spliced from 7 exons. The record is from RefSeq and is a predicted model, not a curated record. Gene Ontology annotation, molecular function: cytokine activity.
GUACUUCCCCUUCUGUUUGUGUAAAGCAGAAGCACAAAGCCACUGAGAGCUUUAAAAGGGUGCCACUAUCACUGGUGUCGUCUUCGGUCUUCGGCACUAACAGCAGCGAACACGGCCAGCGCCAUGGAUUUGAAGGAAUCUGUGGUUAAUGGAGGCGUGCUGAUCGGCCAUAAGGUCCAUGAAGGAAAGCACCAGUAUGAAGUGGAAAAUGUGGUGAAGAUCAAAAACGGGAGCAGACAAAAAACAUUCUCCAGAGGAGACAAACUGAGGCAGAUAAACAGCAUAGACUUGCAGGAUGUCACACCUGAGGAGCUGGCGCAAAUAUUAGCAGAGGGCAAUCCGAAGCUGACAGUGCACAAAGUCAGCAAGAUGAAGGGACAUGUUGGACAGCCCUCCCCAGCAGAGGACACUUUACAUCCUGUCUCAAUGGAGUCUGCGGUGCUCAGUUUCAGCAUGGAGAUGAGGAGGGAGGAGGACCUGGAGAAGGACGAAGUCGGGCAGGAGGGGGAAGGAAGUGAGGAUGUUUGCAAAGAUGAAGAUGAGGAGAAUGGGGAGGGGAGGGACAUGCUCAUUGUUUCCAUGAUGAAAACCAGCAUCUCUGUGGUGAGAGGGAGGGGCUGCGACGAUGGGACAGGAUGCGUCCUCAGUGAUGUUGUCGUGGUGGCAGAAUCCAGCACGGUGAUGUUUGUUCCAAGAGGAUGUGGAAGUUUCAGAGUGCAAAAGCCAUCAAAUGUUGUGGUUGAACAUGUGGCCACUCAGCAGUACCUCAGAGGUCUCUGCUCUCAAGGGAUCAUCUAUGCUUCACCCAAUCCAGAGAAGAUCACCAUCUACUCCUACAAGUCAAACACCGUGGAUGAGAAUUUCAAAGGCAUCCCGGUGGUCCUGAACUUCACUGAGUCCAACUGUUUCCUCAGGUGCUGCAAGAAAGGGGAAAAGGUGUUCCUACAAGUGCAGACAUGUGAAAAGCAGAGGCUGAAGCAGAUCUCCAAGUGUGAUGAGAGCACACUGUCCUUCGUCUUCUACAUGAAGGCCGACCGGACGAAACAGCGGACGUUUGAGUCCGCGCUGCACGGCGGCUGGUUCAUCCAAAUCGUCGACUCAGACUUAGUAGAAAUGGGAACCAUAGAUGAGGGGACCAAGGAGCAAUCGUUCCUCUUUGUCAUACAGAAGUGAUAGGAGUCAGAAGUAUUUUCAGUUCUAAGUCGUCAGUUUAACAUUGAAAGUUCUUUUGUAAGUCCUAGUUUUAGUUGGGACUUGAAGCUGAUUUUGUUUGAGCCACCUGGUCAAAUUACAGAAACAACUGUCUGUCAAAUUCUGCUGUUGCAGAAGUGCGUAGAUAUGUAUCAUACAGCUAUAUACAAACAUAUUUUUGUUUGAGUGUGAGUACGGUCCAGACUUAAAUGGAAUUUUUGGUAAUCAGUCUUGUUGUUCAAAGUGACCUUUUCAAACAGAUUUUUUUUCUUUUUUUACCAGCGUGAACAUUUUGUGCUCAAGUUAUAACUUCCAUUAUGAAAAUACUUUCAAAAUAAUUUAAAAUAAAAAAAAGAUGUGAUUCUAA